Molecule: messenger RNA, 527 nt
Organism: Musa acuminata AAA Group (dessert banana)
Lineage: Eukaryota; Viridiplantae; Streptophyta; Magnoliopsida; Zingiberales; Musaceae
Product: outer envelope membrane protein 7
Exons: 1
Coding region: 128-364 (78 amino acids)
Source: RefSeq, a predicted model, not a curated record
CCCGGUUGCCAUAAGAAUGGGAUCCAUCAAACAUAUGACAGGAUCAUGACCUAGCUGUUUUCGAUCCGACCCAAUAGCUUCCUUUCUCAUAUUCCCAGUUCGCAAGGGAAAGCAGCAGAGGGUUGAGAUGGGAGCAAUAACGAGCGCGGUGGUGGCCAUGGUGGUGGUGAUCCUGGGGUGGAUCACCAUCGAGAUCGCCUGCAAGCCCUGCCUCGAGCAGGGCCGCGAAGCCAUCGACCGCGCCCUCGACCCCAACUACGAUCCGGACUCCUCCCUCGUGUCCCAGAACCGCCCCACCGCCGCCACCGAAGAACCCCUCCUCGGCCCCGCCCCUUCCGCCACGCCCGCCUCGAGUAUCAAGUGAUCCGCGCCUCGCCUCUCCUUCUUGACCGGGUAACGUUGCCGAUCGAUCUUUGGAUGACCGUCUUUGUACCCAUCUGUUCUACAUGUUUGUUGCCCCUUUUCUUUCUUCUCGAGGAUUGACAGGCGUUCUGCCUAAUGAAUUAUAAUAGCUGGGUGUUGAUCUA